Molecule: messenger RNA, 1338 nt
Organism: Equus quagga
Lineage: Eukaryota; Metazoa; Chordata; Mammalia; Perissodactyla; Equidae
Gene: HBQ1
Product: hemoglobin subunit theta 1
Exons: 3
Coding region: 31-459 (142 amino acids)
Biological process (GO): oxygen transport; hydrogen peroxide catabolic process
Cellular component (GO): haptoglobin-hemoglobin complex; blood microparticle; hemoglobin complex
Molecular function (GO): oxygen binding; organic acid binding; heme binding
Source: RefSeq, a predicted model, not a curated record
GGUCCCAGCACAGACUCAGAAACAGUCACCAUGGUGCUGUCUGCCGCCGACAAGACCAACGUCAAGGCCGCCUGGGGUAAGGUUGGCGGCAACGCUGGCGAGUUUGGCGCAGAGGCCCUAGAGAGGAUGUUCCUGGGCUUCCCCUCCACCACGACCUACUUCCUCCACCUGGACCUGAGCCUCGGCUCCGCCCAGGUCAAAGCCCACGGCCAGAAGGUGGCCGACGCGCUGACCCUCGCCCUGGAGCACCUGGAAGACCUGCCCCGCGCCCUGUCGGCUCUGCGCCACCGGCACGUUCGCGAGCUGCGAGUGGACCCCGCCAGCUUCCAGCUCCUGGCCCACUGCCUGCUGGUGACCCUCGCCCGGCACUUCCCCGGGGACUUCAGCCCUACCCUGCAGGCCUCGCUGGUCAAGUUCCUGAGCCACGUGAUCUCGGCGCUGGCCUCCGACUGUCGCUAAACCCGGGCUCGGUGGGUGCGGGGCCCCCCGGCUGCCCCUCCCGCGAGGUUCCAGCGUCGGAGUAAAGUCCCCGAAAGCAAGCCCGGUGCGCGUGAGAGUGUUCUCUCCGGCUUGGCGGGUGGGCGUCUGCCCCCCAGGGGAAGAGAGGGGUCUGGGAGAGCCUGAGCCACAGCCGUCACUGUCACAUCCGGGCACCCUGGGUGGUCGAGGGAGAGGGUUCAGGUCGCCCCCACCCCUGGGGCCUGAGGCGAGUUUGGGAAGGCGGGUCCCAAAGCCCACGUCGUAACCCGUGACCCACAUGCCCUAGGCUGCGGCCACAUCGGGGCGCAGGCGUGCGGCUCCAGCCCCUCGGGAGUAGGGUGGCAGGUCCCUGGCGAGGCCGGACCUCCCGGGGCUGCUCGCUUCGGACUCCUCUGGGACCCGGGCCAGCCGGGCUGGUCCCUCACCCGCCGAGAGCCCACGGCGGGGUCCCGGGUGCGCAGGGCGCGGCCCCCGAAAACUUAGGGAACGGCGCCCCCUGCCGGCGCAGACCGGGACCUGCGCAGGGCCCAACUGGCCCGACCAUACCCAGCGGCUCUGGAGGGGUACUGGGGCCUUCGGGAAGCCAGCAGGCUUGGGGGGAAGGCCCCCGCUUGCCAGACUCGACAUGCUGGGAGGAGGUGGGUCCUGCCCCAGCACCCAGUCAUGUAGCAGACAAGGUGCGCCAGGGCGCCAGCCAGGAGCCCGACCUACAGCCCACACUUCAAAGAAGACAGAUGUCAGAGCUUCUUUUGAAAAACUGUUCUCGUAAAAUCAAUCACGGUCCUUGCAGAAACUUCAGAAAAUAACCAAUGCACCUUCCUGGGUAUCCCCGUGGGUCCAGUACAUCCACUAUUCCUC